Daphnia magna is the source of this 602-nucleotide messenger RNA. RefSeq names its product 32 kDa beta-galactoside-binding lectin. The transcript has 4 exons. Gene Ontology annotation, molecular function: carbohydrate binding. NCBI's taxonomy places the organism in Eukaryota, Metazoa, Arthropoda, Branchiopoda, Diplostraca, Daphniidae. The record is from RefSeq and is a predicted model, not a curated record. The coding region runs from base 119 to 544 and encodes 141 amino acids.
GAUGUGAAGUGUUAAAUUUGUUGGAGUUCGAGGUAAUCGCCAUAUUGUUUAUUCUAUUCUGGUGUUACGUGCUUGUUCUCGGUGUUGCUCCAAAGUUAAUCUAAUCCCUAGGAGAAAAAUGACAUUGAUGUGGAAUAACCCGGCCAUCCCAUUCACUGUUAGUUUAGCUGAGAAACAGUGUGUUCCUGGUCGUGAUUUUGUUUUGGUUGGUGACGCAUUCUACGGAGCUCAAAGAUUCUCCAUCAGUUUCGUUCAGACAGAUUCCGGGACGCGGCUUUUUCAAUUGGAUUUCCGUUUUGAUCAAAACGAGGCAGUCCUCAAUUCAAAUUUUCCAAUCGGAUGCUGGGGCGAAGAGGAACGCCACCCUUUACCUCUCUUGAUGGGAAGGAAAUUCAACAUUGAGGUCAAAUGCUCGACCGAUCGUUUCGUGAUCAUUGUCGAUUUCCAGUACCAUUGCGAAUUUGCAUUUCGUUUCGACAUGAACAUGGCCGAUACCUUGAUGAUUGAAGGCGAUGUAUUUAUUCAGAGUGUUCAAAUUAAUUAGUGCUGAUGGUGCUUUCGUUAUUGAACUAAAAUUCUCAAUACAAAUAGGUCAUAAAUAA